GGGUCUGCUCAACACGAAGCAUCACUUACAUGGUUCUCCUCGAUCUCUCUACGUAAAGCCUGCAAAUAAAGGCCAGGUCAUGCUUCGCCCAUAUUUUCACGCAUAAAAGGUUAAGAUACGUGAACGUGAGGAGGUAUUUAUUUGCUUGUGAAAUGUUGGGCCAAAUACGUUGCGGAAUGAUACUUUAGACUCAACACCUUUCCCUUGCUCUCUCGCUCCUGACGAGCACUUCCGUGCUUGAAUCUACCUUCUGCUUGCUUCUCGGUGUCGAGAUCUACACCAACAGCGAAGUGUGACAACUCAUCACAGUUCAUCCCGGUUCUUCCAUAUUUAUUGUGGUUAUCUUUUCAUAUUCGAAGUCAAUGUCUUGGAUAAGGGAGCGUAAGCUAACAUGGGUGCAGAAACUAGCAGUUGGGAUUUUAAAAACUGGAGAAAUCCCGAAGCAUUUAGCAGUAAUCAUGGACGGCAAUAGGCGGUUUGCAAGAAAACAGAAUAUGCAAAGUCUGGAUGGCCACAUUCAUGGAUUUGAUAAACUGUCCGAGGUUCUAUUCUGGUGCCUCGAACUUCAAAUCACAGAAGUCACUGUCUACGCAUUCAGUAUAGAAAACUUCAAACGUUCAAAAGAUGAAGUAGAUGGUUUGAUGGAGCUGACUCUCGAGAAACUUGAGCAGCUGCUUAAUGAAAUGGACAAGAUACAUGAAAAAGGGGUCUGCGUGAGAGCUCUGGGAAACCUGUCAUAUCUUCCAGUGAAUAUACAACGUGUGAUAGCGGAUGUAGUGCUGCAGACACAGAGUAACUCCAGGUGUUACCUCAACAUUUGUGUGUCGUACACAUCAAGGGACGAGAUUUGUCACGCUGUUCAAGAAAUUGCAGGUGGAGUUCAGAGAGGAAUCUUACACCCAGAAGAUGUCACGGAGGAAGUCUUGAGCAGUGCCCUGUACAGCCGCAAAGGCAGUGAUCCGGACCUGCUGAUCCGCACUUCUGGAGAAGUCCGCCUCAGCGAUUUCCUUCUCUGGCAGAGCAGCCAUUCCAUCUUGGAGUUCGUCUCUGUACUAUGGCCAGAAUUUUCAAUCUGGCACCUGUGUGCUGCUGUGCUCUGCUACCAAAAGCACAAGGCUGCGAUUAAGCAACUCUACAAGCCAAAUACCGAAGUGAGGUCGUGCUCUCAAGAGUCCAUAGAGAGGGUCAAGAGGUUCAUGGAUUAUACGGAGCAGAAGUGGCAGAGACAGCUGAAAGACAUGCAGUCUGGCAACACUACACAGCUCGCGAUAACUGCAUAUCGAUGAGAUUUAUAUUGUGAAACUUAUGGCUAUGAGAUGAUUAUUAAAAAUGCUAUUUUUUUUUUA
Molecule: messenger RNA, 1346 nt
Organism: Ornithodoros turicata
Lineage: Eukaryota; Metazoa; Arthropoda; Arachnida; Ixodida; Argasidae
Gene: Dhdds
Product: dehydrodolichyl diphosphate synthase complex subunit Dhdds-like
Exons: 8
Coding region: 363-1286 (307 amino acids)
Biological process (GO): polyprenol biosynthetic process
Cellular component (GO): endoplasmic reticulum; dehydrodolichyl diphosphate synthase complex
Molecular function (GO): ditrans,polycis-polyprenyl diphosphate synthase [(2E,6E)-farnesyl diphosphate specific] activity
Source: RefSeq, a predicted model, not a curated record